This is a messenger RNA of Arabidopsis thaliana (thale cress), 886 nucleotides long. RefSeq names its product Rubredoxin-like superfamily protein. Gene Ontology annotation, molecular function: iron ion binding. The record is from RefSeq and is marked reviewed. The transcript has 4 exons. Bases 63 to 527 code for a protein of 154 amino acids. NCBI's taxonomy places the organism in Eukaryota, Viridiplantae, Streptophyta, Magnoliopsida, Brassicales, Brassicaceae.
UCUUAUCACUUUCCUCUUCUCUCUUCUCCUCUGAUCCCACCACACUUUUGAACUUUCACUCAAUGGCGAUGCAGCUUCCUCCGACGACACUUUACGCCGGAAGAUCCUCCGUGGUCUUACCUCCGACGACUCCAACCCUCCAGAGAUCAUCUUUCUUGCCUUAUUACUCGAUGAGGCUACUCGGAAACAAGAAGUCUCUUUCCAAAUCCUCUGCUCCUAGAUUCUCCAUGCGUGUCUCCUCUAAGCAAGCCUAUAUUUGCCGUGAUUGCGGGUAUAUUUACAAUGAUAGAACUCCAUUUGACAAGUUACCUGAUAACUAUUUCUGUCCAGUGUGUGCUGCUCCUAAACGGCGGUUUAGAGCUUACAUGCCUGAUGUGAGCAAGAAUGUCAACGACAAAGAUGUGAGAAAGGCUAGAAAAGCUGAGCUCCAAAGAGACGAAGCCGUCGGGAAGGCUCUACCUAUAGGAAUUGCAGUUGGGGUUUUAGCUCUCGCAGCUCUUUACUUCUAUGUCAAUAGCACCUCAUGAAUGCAGUAUCAAGAGAGACUACACUCUGCUUUUGGAAUCAUUUUUUUGUUCUGUAUAAACAUUCAUCUUCGACUUGUUGACCACUACUGUAAUGAAGUAAAGUAUUGAGCUUUCUAUGUACCAAAACUAUAUUGAAAGUGGCUGAGAUGAGAUGAAUAAAGAGGCUAAGUGUGAUACAGAGAAGAUCAGACAAUAGAAAAGGGGGUGCAAAUUGGCUAGUCUUGCAAGAUGAGGGACCCUUGGAUUGGUUUAUCGAUAGAAGAUUGAUAAAGGAUGUUCAAAGCAGACAAGUUUUCGUUGAUGCUCGAUGAUGUCGCUGGCUUGAACUCGUACGGACCUUCCUUUGGUCCCCAAACCUG